Messenger RNA from Penicillium riverlandense, 915 nucleotides. RefSeq lists its product as uncharacterized. The record is from RefSeq and is a predicted model, not a curated record. The transcript has a single exon. The coding region runs from base 1 to 915 and encodes 304 amino acids. Lineage: Eukaryota; Fungi; Ascomycota; Eurotiomycetes; Eurotiales; Aspergillaceae.
AUGGUUUCGAGCUAUACCAUUCGCCCAACCUCCACCAUCCUCUACAGCGAAGAUUCCUUCAUCUCGAUCAACCGAGCCUCCACACCAAAGAUGCCUCAAAUCCAGGUCAUCGUCCCUUCGAUUCCUGGAUCUCAUGACAGAAACAACCGUCCAAACCUGCCCUCAGUGGAACGAUCCCCCGUCCAGCAACCCAUCGACGCAUCCUCUACAACGUCAAGCCUCUGCACCUCCAUCCGCAACCGCGCCUGUGUUCUCAGCGAGAGUGAGAUCAGCGUUCUUGAUCUGGGCCCUGGGCUUGCCCCUGACUAUAUGAGGAACUCAGAGUAUGCGAGACUCUUUGCAGAUACCACUGAGGAAGGGCCGGAGUCGUUCAUGCUAGCUCCGUCGCACUUGACGGAGGCGCUUGUGCCUGAUGCUCCUCUUCAGCGACGCCGGGCCAAAGCUAUGCCCGCUACUCGGCCUUCUGUUCCACGGUCUGAGGACUCUGACUCGGUCGCAGUCACCUCCGACAGCAUGUCCUUCAGCAACGAACACCCGCUUCGUCUUCGGGACCGUCGACACAACGACAUUAGUAUCCGUGCACACUCAAAAAAAUCCCCCGCUGCUCGGCACACCCGAUUCAUGGGGUAUGGAUAUGGCUAUGGAGGGUAUGGACAGGACCAGUUCUUCAUCCUAGCUGACGAGGAGCCAAACUGCGAACCUCGUGCCCUCUCCGUCCCACAGUCUCCCAGGUCGUCGUCUCCUUCAUGGCCGGCUGUUCAUCGCUCCAAGAGUUCGCUUGGGGGUAUGUACCCCGAGAUCCUGGCUUUGCGAUAUGGCCUUCCAGCCCCUGUAGGCCGGCAAGAGGAAGAGGAAUUGUUUUCGGGGGUGGUUCUGGAUGACGAGCUCAUUGAUGAUUCGGAUGACUGGUUUUGA